Molecule: messenger RNA, 2343 nt
Organism: Paramecium tetraurelia
Lineage: Eukaryota; Ciliophora; Oligohymenophorea; Peniculida; Parameciidae
Exons: 6
Biological process (GO): mitochondrial protein processing; protein-containing complex assembly
Cellular component (GO): m-AAA complex; membrane
Molecular function (GO): zinc ion binding; ATP-dependent peptidase activity; ATP hydrolysis activity
Source: RefSeq, a predicted model, not a curated record
AUGUUAAGAUUAAGUUUAAACUUGUUUAGAAGAAGUGGAUUUCGUUACUCCAAGCCUUGCAUGCUCUUUUCUCAAGAUAAGGAACCUCCAAAAGGCUUCCAAAAAUUUCAAAGAAAAUCGAGAAUCCAACAAGAACAAUCCAUUUAACCAAAUGAGGAGAAGAAGGCCUCGGAGAAACCCAAUCAGGAGGAAGCAGAAAAGAUCAUCAAGGAGGAGUAAUAACAAGAUGAUGAAACUCCGAAAGUGGAAAAGCCAUAGAAAAAGAAGUACCAAUUUACCUAUGAUCCCAAAUCCUUCAAAUUAUAGGAGGAGGAGUAGAAGGCAGAGAAGUUGAAAUAAGAUUAAUAGGAGAAGUAGGACAAAUAGGAAGAGAAGUAAGAAAAAUAGGAGAAUCAAGAAGAAGAAGAAUAAUCGCAAUAGCAGCAACAAAAGUAAGAGAAGAAAAAACCAUUGCUUCCAGAAAUUGAUUUUACCAAGAUUCAAGAGUACCUAAAGAAUCCAAAGAAUCGCAAUUAUAUUUUCAUGUUUUUGGGUGUCAGUGGUUUAGCAGCACUUUACACUUAUUUGAAUAUGGAAGAACAAAUCACUUAUACUGAGUUUCUUAAGAAUUAUCUAGAAACUAACCAAGUUAGUGCAAUCAAAGUGUAUAAUAAUGAUAAAAGCAAAGUAAAUUAAGCUUCAAUCAUUACAACCAGAGGAGAAUCGAAAAAGUUAAUUCUUGGAAAUGUGGAUCAUUUCUUAGAAAAUCUAGAACGAUAUUAAACUGAAAAAGGAGUGUAUCCUGAAUAGUUUAUUCCAGUCUCAUUUGAGAUCUAAAUAGACAAAGCAAAGAUGGUUGAUAGAGCAUUGAAUUUUGUGUAUUAUGGGGUUUCACUUUUGGUCAUCAUUUAUUUGUUUAAAUCUUUCAAAGGAAGUAUGGGGAAUAUGGGAAAAGGAGGUGGAAGUGGUGGAAAUGAUGUGUUUGGUUUUGGUAAAUCAAAUGUAAAAUAAUUUGGAUUUGAAUAAAACGUAAAGGUCAAAUUUAAGGAUGUGGCUGGAUUGGAUGAAGCUAAAUUAGAAAUCAAAGAAUUUGUAGACUUUCUCAAGAAACCUAGAAAAUAUAAAGAAAUGGGAGCUAAACUACCAAGAGGAGCCUUAUUGGCUGGACCUCCAGGAACUGGUAAAACGAUGGUAGCAAAGGCUUGUGCAGGUGAGGCUGGAGUUCCAUUCUUUUUUGUGAGUGGUUCAGAUUUCGUUGAGAUGUUUGUCGGAGUUGGUGCCAGUAGAGUCAGAGAUCUAUUCAAAUAAGCAAAAGCAAAGUCUCCCAGUAUUAUUUUUAUAGAUGAAAUCGAUGCAGUUGGUAGAAAGAGAGAUGCUAAAAUUGGUGGUAAUGAUGAAAGAGAUAAUACAUUGAAUUAAUUAUUAGUUGAAAUGGAUGGAUUUGGAACUGAUACUAAUGUUAUUGUUUUAGCUGCCACUAAUAGAAAAGAAUUACUAGAUCCAGCACUCACUAGACCUGAUAUCGAAGGUAGAAAAUAAAUCUUCAUGGUUCAUUUGGCUCCAAUUAAGUUGGAUCCCUCUAAGACUAUGGAAGAAUACGCAAGAAGAUUGGCCACUCUAACUCCAGGAUUCAGUGGAGCUGAAAUUGCCAAUCUUUGUAAUGAGGCUGCUAUUAUGGCAGCUAGAGCUAAUAAGACAUAUGUGGACUCUCAUGAUUUUGAGAUGGCAUCAGAAAGAGUCAUGGCUGUGAAGAAGAAAGGAAAGACAGUUGCAUAUCAUGAAUCUGGACAUGCUGUUGCCAGUUGGUUCUUAAAGGGAGGACAUCCACUUCUUAAAUUAACUAUCAUUCCUAGAAGCAAGGGCUCAUUAGGAUAUGCUUAAUAUCUGCCUAAUGAAUCCAGUCUAGAGACCAAACAAGAAUUAUUGGAUAGAAUUUGUUGUAUAUUGGGAGGCAGAGUGGCUGAAGAGAUUUUCUUUGGAUAAGUCACUACUGGAGCCUAUGAUGAUUUAAAGAAAGCUUAUGAUGUUGCUCACAGCAUAGUGACUAAGUUUGGUAUGAAUGAGAACAUUGGGUAUGUGGGAUUUCAGGAGGGAGAGUUCUAGAAACCUUAUAGUGAUAGCACGAAUAAGUAGAUCGACGAUGAAAUUAGGAAGCUUAUUGAAGAACAGACUUAAAGAACUAGGUUAUUGAUCACUGAGAAAAAGGAGUUUGUUAAUAAAUUGGCGUCUACUUUGUUAGAAAAGGAGACUCUAGACUUACAAAAAAUAAUAGAAGUUUUGGGAGAAAGACCAUUUGCACCGAAAUCCAAUUAUAAGGCCUAUCUAGAAAUCAAAAAGGAAGAUUCACAAACAGCCCCCGCAUGA